Bacidia gigantensis is the source of this 2133-nucleotide messenger RNA. RefSeq lists its product as uncharacterized. Bases 1 to 2133 code for a protein of 710 amino acids. Lineage: Eukaryota; Fungi; Ascomycota; Lecanoromycetes; Lecanorales; Ramalinaceae. The transcript has a single exon. The record is from RefSeq and is a predicted model, not a curated record.
AUGGGAUACCGGCUACUACUGCUGAUCCCUCUCAGUCCAAUACUCUGCAUCGUGGUCAUCCCCAUGUGGAUUUACGAGCGGCUCUUCCUGAAUGAGCAAGAGCUGGUCGAUGAUGAGCCUAGAGCGCCACAGGUUUGUUACUUGGUAUGGAGGGGAUUUCAGCGUGGCAUUGUGCUACUGACUAGUGUCCUGGACUGGCCCUUAUGUGGCAUUCAUUUCUUUCACUGGGUCAGCCUCUUUGCUCUAGUCUUGUCUACAGAGCUGGUCAAGGCCGUCAAAGCCCAGACACUAGAUCCUAUCUUUCGGAUCGUGGUACCUGCUGUCUAUUUGGCGUGGAACUCCAGAAUAUACAGAUCUCUACCCCAGGAUACAAAAUAUAUUCGUGUAUUGAGAAUCCAUCACGGGCACUCCUCUUGCGAUCUUCGCACAAACCUGGAUAUUCUGGAUCUUGAGAACGACCACAAGGCUUACGAUGCAUUAUCCUACGCUUGGGGAGGACACAUCAUGUUGCGCCGCCUGAUUUGGGUCAACAAUCGUCGCUUUCUAGUGUCUCAUUCUCUACACAACGCUCUCAAAGAGCUUCGGCGCGAUGACCAGGAUCGCUAUCUGUGGAUAGACGCGAUCUGUAUCAAUCAGAGUGAUUUUUCAGAAAAGGGACAUCAAGUUUCUCUCAUGAGAUCAAUCUAUGGCGCUGCGCAAGGGACAAUCAUUUGGCUAGGCAAAGCUACUAUAGAGACAAAGUCAGCUUUCGAGUCUUUUGAGAGUAUUGCAUUGACGGAACCGACCUUAACGAAUGAUAACAUUGCUCUAACCGCAAAUUGGUCACCAUCGCUUCAGCAUUUGGUGCGCAAACGGUGGUGGUCUCGUAUGUGGGUAGUACAAGAGGUUGUGGUUGCUAAACAAGUAUCUGUCAGGAGUGGGCCUCAUGAGAUUGCAUGGGAUCUCAUGUCAGUCUGCCUUCGACGACUGUCCAAAUCCUUCAGUAACGCCAUGGACUUUGCAGCAAUUCAAUUCCUGGACCUAGUUGCCGAGCUGAAGGAACAAAACACGGAAAGAAGUCGUGGACUUGUCAGCCUGGCCUGGGAUCUUCGCGGGCGUAGCGCAAGUAAUGCUAGAGAUAAGUUGCUUGGUCUUGCUGGAUUGGUGGAAUCAACCUCAGCGAGUUUACCUAGAGAUCCAUAUUCGAGGACACCGGAUGAGUUUUUUGCUUGCUUCUCCGCUCUUCACAUCAUGACCAGCGGUAGCCUCGCUCUUAUGGCCUUGGCAGAAGACCUUCCUACCCUUAGGAACUCAUGGGUCCUCAAUUGGGCCAGGUUCGGGCUAUCCAAUAAGCGAAAUCGAAAUUCCUCCAAACUGCAAAAGAAAGUUGUUUCAGUCAUACCUCUAUUACUACACUCGAAAGAGUUGCUGUGGACUGGCGGAUUGACUAAACCGAUAGGUGCGGGUACCCUGAGCGACUAUACGGCGGCUCAAAGUCUCCCUGCGAGAUGCCGGGAAGGAAAACCUCCUUGGAAAUCAAAUUUCUUGACAGGAUGGCAAGAAGACCGCAUAGCUAAGACCGCGUCUUUCUAUCUCGAUUCAAUGCUGCACGUAGCGAGCACGAUCAGAAGCUGGGAGAAAUUCGCGGGCGGGCCAUGGAUAGAUCUCUCGGACAGUCGACGUAGACGGUUUAUAAAUACACUGUUCGCAGGCAAAUGGCAGGGCUCAUUACCCGAGGAGUGGCCAGAGAUGCUCGAGCAGUGGUAUUUGAGUAAAGUACACAACCCUGAUGAAGGUGCCGAGCAUGUACCGGCUCUUCAAAGCAUCGACAUUGAAAUGGACACUACUCUCCUGCCAGAAGGAGGUUCUAACGAAUAUCAGCUGGAACAUCUGUUUGUCGCAUGCUGCGUUCGUCGUAAUUUCUUUGUCACUGAAAGGGGUCGCUUCGGGCUAGGUCCGGCAAAUAUAGGCGGAAAUGAGCUUAUCUGUGUUCUGCUUGGUUCUGACGUACCACUUGUUCUUUGGAAAAGAUUCAGAAAGGGGUAUAGAUUCAAAGGUCAAGCAUAUGUUGAGGACAUAAUGUAUUACAGAGGCAAUCUUGGUGAGGAUAUCGAAAGAGAAAGAGUGCCAAUUCAGGAAUUCGAGAUCUUCUAA